AUGUCCCAUUCAUUAUGUGCAAUGAAACGCACUAUUGCGGCAUCCUCUAAUAGCGCUCCAAUACCCUCCAGAAGCUCAGAGAGCGCUAGAGACUGCAGGAAACGUAAAGCUCUUAGGAUACAAUAUUUAGCUGAAAGUGUUCGUCAAAGAGAGAUGACAGUUCUUAAAAUGGUCCAAGAUAUUAAUAAGCUCAUGGAAGCGUGUCGAAUGGUUGACGCCGGCGAAUACCCCCAAAGCGUUAUCAACGACUUGGGAAUUUCUCUUGAACUCUGUAUGUUAUAA
Messenger RNA from Protopolystoma xenopodis, 282 nucleotides. Lineage: Eukaryota; Metazoa; Platyhelminthes; Monogenea; Polystomatidea; Polystomatidae. The record is from the annotation of a GenBank genome assembly.